UCUAUAUCACACACAUCGGCUGUCUAAGUCUUCAGGAAUCUGCAUACCGACACAAGUCAGGAUGAGGUUAUUAGUUGUUAUCGCUGCUGUAUUGGUUGCGGCCAGUGCUGCUAGUCUUUCUUUGGAGGACAUGGAGUUUCAGGCAUGGAAAUUGAAAUUUGGUAAGAGCUAUGCGUCUGUGGCCGAGGAGACUCAACGUAAGUCGACCUGGUUGUCCAAUCGCAAACUGGUUUUGGUCCACAACAUGAUGGCAGACCAUGGCAUAAAGUCCUACAGACUUGGCAUGACGUGGUUUGCUGAUAUGGACAAUGAGGAAUACAGACGGACUGCGUUUCAUGGAUGUCUGAGCUCCUUCAACAGGACUAAGGCCCAUGGUGGUUCUACUUUCCUCCGACAGGAAGGGGGCGCUGUGCUGCCUGAUUCAGUGGACUGGAGGGAUAAGGGCUACGUAACUGAUGUUAAAGACCAGCAGCAGUGUGGAUCAUGCUGGGCCUUCAGUGCUACCGGUGCUCUGGAGGGUCAGACUUUCAGGAAGACUGGAAAACUGGUGUCCCUGAGUGAGCAGCAGCUGGUGGACUGCUCUGGUUCUUUUGGGAACAUGGGUUGUGGUGGAGGAUUAAUGGACCAGGCAUUCAAAUACAUCCAAGUCAAUGGAGGUCUGGAUACAGAGAAGUCUUACCCUUAUGAAGCCGAGGACCAUGAGUGUCGCUUUAACCCGAGUACCAUCGGUGCCACUUGCUCAGGAUAUGUAGAUAUCACAAGUGAAGAUGAAAAUGCACUACAGGAGGCUGUUGCCACGAUCGGCCCUAUAUCUGUUGCCAUUGAUGCUGGACACUACAGCUUUCAGCUCUAUCAAUCAGGUGUUUAUGAUGAGCCCAACUGCAGCAGCAUGGAUCUGGAUCAUGGUGUCCUGGCUGUUGGUUAUGGAACUAAGAAUGGAGAAGACUACUGGCUGGUCAAGAACAGUUGGGGACUGGACUGGGGUGAUAAGGGUUACAUCCUGAUGUCCAGAAACAAAAACAACCAAUGUGGCAUUGCUACUGCAUCCAGUUACCCUCUGGUUUAAUAGAAGCUCAGGAAGGGGCAUUGUGUGCCUGAAGCAGAUGAAAGGGAAAGUAAAUGUGAUACGUUUGAAUGAUUCUUCAAUAAUACCUCAUAAUCACCAUUUGUAAUUUAUUGACGUUACAAAAGGAAAUGCUUUUAACAAAAGCUGACUUUAGUCGUUAUUUUUACUUCAAAAUUCUUGACAUAGAACACUAUGUUAAUGUAUAAUAGUUAAUAAAAUCUUUUAAAAUAAAAAAAA
Misgurnus anguillicaudatus (oriental weatherfish) is the source of this 1303-nucleotide messenger RNA. It is a transcript of the gene ctsl.1, whose product is annotated as cathepsin L.1. The record is from RefSeq and is a predicted model, not a curated record. Gene Ontology annotation, molecular function: cysteine-type peptidase activity. Gene Ontology annotation, biological process: proteolysis. NCBI's taxonomy places the organism in Eukaryota, Metazoa, Chordata, Actinopteri, Cypriniformes, Cobitidae.